CACCAGCUUUAGAAAGGUGAGGAAGACAAUAAUACCGGAGCUCAGUGUCUGGAUAUAAACAGACACUAGACACUUGCGUGAACUUUUUGACUUUUUAACGAUUCGAGGACAGUAAAAGGGAAUCAUUUUAACGUUUAAGAAGCUCAAUUGGUCGCUAAUAUUGUGUUUACUUACUUAUACCAAUCCACGUUGCUCUAAGUUUUCUGUGUUUACACAAACUUUGUCACGUUGUCAACGAUAUUACCUUCGUCCAUGGAGCUUUUCACGAGCGAACACAGUGUUUUUAAUCAAUGAAAUGGGAUUUACCGGCACGAGGGAGGUGUCGUGGGAUCGUACAUCUGUUUUAGUUGGAGAGGCAACCUCUUGAACCUACUCGGACACUUUUAUGAGUUUAUUUUGUGUUUUCCAUGGAGUCUGUUGGGAAGUUUGAGUUCAACAGGAAAGACCUGAUUGGUCAUGGUGCCUUUGCAGUUGUAUUCAAAGGCAGACAUAAAGAGAAACGUGACUGGGAAGUUGCUGUGAAGUGCAUCAACAAGAAAAACUUGGCCAAAUCACAAUCUUUGCUGGGUAAAGAAAUCAAAAUACUAAAGGAAUUAAAACAUGAGAACAUUGUCAGACUACUUGACUAUCAGGAAAUUGGCGGAUGUGUGUAUCUGGUCAUGGAGUACUGCAAUGGUGGGGACCUAGCAGAGUACCUUCACUCUAGAGGCACUUUAAGCGAGGACACCAUCCGUAUGUUUCUGCAGCAGAUUGCUCAGGCCAUGAAGGUCCUGCAGAGCAAAGGCAUCCUUCACCGAGACCUCAAACCCCAGAACAUCCUGCUCUGCCAUCCAGAGGGGCGCAGGUCCAGUCCCACCAAUAAAUGCAUUAAAAUCGCUGAUUUUGGCUUUGCACGUCACCUCCAGACGAACACGAUGGCAGCCACGCUGUGCGGCUCCCCCAUGUACAUGGCCCCUGAGGUCAUCAUGUCUCAGACGUAUGAUGCCAAGGCUGAUUUGUGGAGCAUAGGUACUAUUGUGUACCAGUGUCUGACUGGAAAGGCUCCUUUUCAUGCCAGCACACCACAGGAGCUCCGUCUUUUCUAUGAAAGCAACAGGACCCUCCUUCCAAGCAUCCCAAAGGAGACUUCCAGUAACCUCAGACACCUGCUGUUGGGGCUGCUGCAAAGAAACCACAGAGACAGGAUCAGUUUUGAUGAGUUUUUCCACCAUCCAUUCUUGGAGACCAGCUCACCCCCAAAGAAAAGCUCUCCUGCUCCCCUGCGCUCCUAUCCAAGUUCAGGUUCAGGAAGCUCUUCAAGCAGCUCCACAACAUCACACCUGGCUUCCCCUCAACAUUCCGAAGGAGAGAUGCACCGACUGCAACCCAAAGUGCAGUAUUCUCCUCCCCAGGACUCCCCUGUCUUCUUGAUGAGAGAAAUAGCCAAUCAGCACAGCAGGAACACGUUAUCUUCCACAGAGGACUACGUCAUGGUGCCUGCACAGUUUCCCAAUGAGUAUGCAUGUGACGUUGAAGUUGGGUCACCCAUUGAGAGUUGCCUGAUCUAUAGUGGGAGCUCACAACUGGUUGAGAGAAGUCCCGGAAAGACACCUCCGGCCUCUCCCCGACUGCACUCUCCCUCCAAGCCUAUUAGCAAGCCUGUUGAAUAUGUCGGCCCUAAGUGGAGCAAAUCAGUGCCCAUUCCUGUCCCAACUCAGAUCCAAAACUACCAGCGUAUGGAGCAGAACCUGCACCCUGCCGGCCUGCAUGGCUCAACCAGGGCCACUCUCUGCUGUGCUGGCAGCAGCAGCAGUGAAAACUCACCACAGUCUGGAGGCUGUAGAACUCCAGGUCCAGGAUCUGUAAACAACUCCCCAAGACUGGCAACUGGAGGAGCCCGACCACAGCAGUCCUCCCCUCGUGUGGGAAUGACCCCAAAGGCCUCAGAGCAGACUUUCCCGCUCAGCACAAGAACCAUACUGCUCACUGGCUCUCCUGACAUGCAGGACACCGGCAGCCCAAAGAUUCAGCCAAGGAUGCCGAACCGAACAAGGACAGUACCAGACCUUCAAUCCCUUAAUCCAAGUCCUCUUUCCCAGAACAACCUCGGCAGGAAAUCGGCCCAUAAAAAGGGCCCAUUUAAGAGAUCGCUGAGCACAGGCAGGCUGUCUGACAUGCUGCUGAAGGCGGCCUUUGGAGCUCACCUUUUUGGAGAGGGAAGUGACGAGAACCUCAACUGUGAGAAGGGCAUGGAUAUAACAGUUACAGCUCCCCCUGCUGGUUAUCACAAAGGAUUUCAGUUCACAGACAGCCCACCUCCUGCUGUCUUCACUAUGGGUUCUCCCUCUAGAGGAAACACUCCUCCUGAUGCUCUGGUAUCUAGGAUGUUUUCAGGCUCCCCCAGCUACGUGAACUCAGCCUGGCUACUGAACAGUCGCCUUCUUCAGGGAGGAAGCCCCCGAAACAGUGAGACUGAAGCCAUGGACGCUACUCCACACAGCAGUCUGGUCUUCCAUCCUCCAGAGCUCCCUGAAGAUACACUGAUGGAGCAGGCUCAUACAGACACUCUGGGUGAAUUACGAUUCAUCCUGGCGUUCGUCCAUUGUGUCAUGGAAUUGGCUUCCUCAAAGGAACUGAGCUUUGACAGCAACAGCAGCCCUGAUGUUUCCUUUUUAGAGCAAAGCUUGGUGACAGAUCAGAUCAGCCUUCUGAGUAAAGAAUGGAGCUAUGCAGAGCAGUUGGUGCUGUACAUUAAGGCUGAAGAGUUUCUGUCAGCGGCACUGCACACAGCCAAAGACAAUAUCAAACAGGGUCGACUCCUUCCCUCUGCUACAGUCAAACAAGUGAUCAGGAAGCUGAAUGAAUUGUACAAGAGCUGUGUCACAUACUGCCGCUCCCUCAAUCAUCGACUGGAGACCUUCUUACUUGACAAACAGAAGCUGAUGGAGCGCUUCAAUGGACUCACAGCAGAGAAGCUUAUCUAUAGCCACACUGUGCACAUGGUACAGUCUGCUGCGUUGGAUGAGAUGUUCCACUAUGGCACAGCAUCAGUCCAGCGCUACCACAAAGCUCUGUUGCUGAUGGAGGGCCUGUCUCGAAUCAUCACAGAGCAAAAAGACAUUGACAGUGUUGAUAAAUGUAAGCAGUGUAUCGAGCGACGCCUAACUGCUCUGCAGUCUUAACAGUAUCCAUGAGGUUUAUGAGCACGCCCACGGCAACUGCAUUAUUCUUCCUCAUCCAUGUCAGUGUUGAUGGACUCUCCUAAACUGUCAAUAGACAAAAGCACUUUGAACCGUCUUAAGGGAAUUGACCAGCAGAGCAUCUGCUCUGAUCCCCCCCAGCCAGUCUGUAAUAUUUACAUAAAUGCACAGAAAAGACUGAAAGACAUUUUCUGACAACAUAUUGUUAUGAUUGUCCGACUUCUUCAAUCAUGUGUUUUGUUUUUGUUUAGUUACAGAUUGUACUAUAGUGUGUUUUUUUUGUUUGCACAUAGAAUAAUCAGAUUGAGAAAGUGCUGAUAUUUCAUGGGUUUUACUUGAAACAAUAAUUAUUUAGUUGUGAAGCACAUGUGGUUUGUGCUGGGUGAAAGUUCACAAGCCAACAGGAGAUUGAAUGUUUUGGAUAAGAUGACCAAAUAUUGCAAGUGUAUAGAAGUAAUGGGGAAACUGUGCCUGCUCUUAGAAAUGUUGGUCUGAGCAAAGUAGUGAAUGUAGAGGUAAUGAAAGUAUAAGCUACCAAGUAGAGUUACACUGUAUAACAUCAUAACCCUGAAUAAGUACAUUUGACAUUUGGAAGAGAUCUUGGUUUUAUUAAAGCUGAUCUAUCCAUGUCUUCUGUCAACUGGGGUGCACAUGGUCUGAAUGUAAAUUACCUGCAAGUCAUGUUGUUUGUUUCUCUAUUGUAUUGUUUGUCAGCAAAUUAGUUUUUAAUUUUGUAGCUGUUUGGAGUUGUGAUAAGUGAGUGUUUUGGCUUGUAAAUACAUUUGCACAUGAUUUCUGCCUGAUAGGAAACUCUUUCAUUAGAUUUACACAUCAAUUGAUGUGUACAUUUUAGUGUUUGAGGAAAAGUUUGAUAGGAUUACGAUUUGCCUUUUUCUACUUGUGUUUUGUGAAUGCUUGUGAAAAUAAUGUAAGAAUGUGUUGUGACACACUGAUGUAAAUAAAUAUUUAUUGUUAAAACU
This is a messenger RNA of Notolabrus celidotus (New Zealand spotty), 4159 nucleotides long. It is a transcript of the gene ulk1a, whose product is annotated as unc-51 like autophagy activating kinase 1a. Bases 408 to 3161 code for a protein of 917 amino acids. Lineage: Eukaryota; Metazoa; Chordata; Actinopteri; Labriformes; Labridae. The record is from RefSeq and is a predicted model, not a curated record. Gene Ontology annotation, molecular function: protein serine/threonine kinase activity; ATP binding. Gene Ontology annotation, cellular component: cytoplasm; autophagosome. Gene Ontology annotation, biological process: autophagosome organization; peptidyl-serine phosphorylation; protein autophosphorylation. The transcript is spliced from 27 exons.